Alosa sapidissima (American shad) is the source of this 1394-nucleotide messenger RNA. RefSeq lists its product as uncharacterized. Lineage: Eukaryota; Metazoa; Chordata; Actinopteri; Clupeiformes; Clupeidae. Gene Ontology annotation, biological process: cellular response to lipopolysaccharide; T cell costimulation; positive regulation of T cell proliferation. Gene Ontology annotation, cellular component: external side of plasma membrane. The coding region runs from base 102 to 1181 and encodes 359 amino acids. The record is from RefSeq and is a predicted model, not a curated record. The transcript is spliced from 8 exons.
AACAAAUAGAGAAGUGUAAAAGGAAGGAUGUUGCAUUAGAGCUGCUAACACUCUUGCCGUAUGUGAGAGAAAGGCGUAGCAAAGGCGACUUAUCAGUAAAUAUGCCGCGGAUUAUUUUGCUUUUCUUCUGCUGGAUGGUCAGAAUUGCAUCAGGCUGCAGUCUGCAAGAUACGAACAGUAUUAAAGUCACUAAAUAUCCUGGUGAAUAUGUUCUCCUGCCGUGCUCCUGUGCUAAUCUCCAGGAUGAACCUCACCACUUAAGAUGGAUGAAAAACACACACCAACUGAUUUAUCCCACCAAAUCUCACCUCCCGGACAGGAUUCACAUGUUUAAUCAGGAAUCUCCAGGAAAUCUCUCCCUGCUCAUAUCAGACCUGACUAAAGAGGAUGAGGGAAACUACAGGUGUGAGGGCUGGACCUCCAGCUACAGAGACAUCACACUUAGAGUUGAAGAAUGCUCUCUAAUGGAAAAGAACACAAGAUUUGAGAUUGUGAAAAGCUCAGGAGAAUCUGUGCUGCUGCCCUGCUCCUGUUCUCCUCUGCAUGUCAAACCUGAGAGUGUGAACUGGGAUGUCUUCAGAUCGAGAGGGUCUCCAAAUGGCUUACCCAUGGAAGUACCCAGUACAAGUGGACCCUAUAGAGGCAGAGUUCAGAUGUUUAAGCAUCUUUCACCAGGAAAUGCUUCUCUGCUCAUAUCAGACCUGACUGAGGAGGACCAGGGAAUAUAUAGGUGCUUUCUUAAUAAACAGGUCAGGGAAAUUAACCUCCUUAUUAAAGCAAGCGUGUUGCCAUCUAAAGCACCACCUAAAACACACACACCAGUAACUAAAGAAAAAGACUCAUCGAGGAACGGAGGAACCAAAACACCAUUAUACAUCUUCAUCCUUGUUGCUGUGCUGCCGUUGUUACUGCUGCUGGGAGUGGUCAUAUUCCUGUACAUGAGACACAAAGGCCAAAAAGGGGAAAUUACAAAAUCAGGACAGAUACAAGAGGAUGAGCAAAAGGAUGACACUAGGGUGUACUGCACUGUUCAGGAAACCAGAGAUGACAUGUUCACACGAGUAGAAAACCAGGACGAGGUGACCUACUCAACCGUGAUCCAUAGUAACAAACACAGAGCAGCCCAAGUGGAGAUGGACACAGACGACAGCACAGAAUACGCCAGAAUCAAGAGAACAUGAGCCAAGACACCCUAAUAACCCCUGUGCUACAUGCAAACAUAUUUAUAUUAUAGUGUUUCGGGUUUACCUUUGAGUGUUUCCAACAUUCCAGCAUUUCAAUGUAAUUUGCAAUGUUCACAUCUAUAAUGUUCUAUACUUGUCACGCUGUUAUCACUUUUUGGUAACACUCCAUAAUAAGGUGCCAUAAUAAAUAGCAAACUAGUAAUUACCUAA